AUGUUAAAUGCACGCAGUGUCUUGGUGACAGGAUCCAACCGAGGCAUUGGCUUGGAGCUGGUCCGGCAGCUGGUGGGGCAAAGUAAAAAGCCAGAAUGGAUCUUUGCCACCUGCCGAGACCCAAAAGGACCACGGGCCCAGGACUUGAAGAACUUGGCUGACAAACAUCAGAGUGUCAAAAUCAUCCCAAUGGAUACUAAUGAUCCAUCCAGCGUAAAGGCUGCCGCCGCCCAGGUAACUGAAAAGCUGCAAGGAGCCGGACUGAAUCUCCUGAUCAACAAUGCUGGGAUUGUAAAGCCAGGCUGUCUGGAGUCUGAGACGGCAGAGGACAUGUCGGAGGUCUACAAAACCAAUGUGAUUGGGCCCAUGAUCGUGAGCCAGGCAUUCCUCCCCUUGCUGAGGAAGGCAUCUCAGGAAAGUCCCCAGAAAGGGAUGAGUUGUAGCAAAGCUGCCAUUGUCAACAUGUCUAGUGAAGCUGGCUCCAUCACCAACCUCCUCGUAUUUGAUCUUGGACAUGUCCUUGGUUACCGCUGCAGCAAGGCUGCUCUGAACAUGCUCACACGGUGCCAGUCCCUGGAAUAUGCAAAAGAUGAGAUACUGUGCAUUGCGCUGCACCCUGGAUGGGUACAAACAGACAUGGGAGAUUCCGCAGUAAGUCAUUCAUGGGACAAGCUCCACUGACAGUGGAUGACAGUGUGCAGGCGAUGUUGAAAACCCUCGGCCAUCUCUCUGAGAAAGACAGCGGCACUUUUCUGAACUGGGAGGGGGAAACGUUGCCUUGGUGACAGAUUGAACGGCCCUCUUUGGCUGCUGUGCAGGAGGGACAAUCCACGUACAGGGAUCCGAAUGCCUUCAUUUGCAAUAAAUUUUACCAUGACUUGC
Sphaerodactylus townsendi is the source of this 882-nucleotide messenger RNA. Its product is annotated as C-factor-like. Bases 1 to 681 code for a protein of 226 amino acids. The record is from RefSeq and is a predicted model, not a curated record. NCBI's taxonomy places the organism in Eukaryota, Metazoa, Chordata, Lepidosauria, Squamata, Sphaerodactylidae. The transcript has 7 exons.